Molecule: messenger RNA, 855 nt
Organism: Talaromyces amestolkiae
Lineage: Eukaryota; Fungi; Ascomycota; Eurotiomycetes; Eurotiales; Trichocomaceae
Exons: 2
Coding region: 1-855 (284 amino acids)
Source: RefSeq, a predicted model, not a curated record
AUGGCAGGCCAAAUUGAACCUGUCCAUUUCUUCGACAUCAAAAGCGCUCUCGAAGGUCCCCGACAAUCCUGGUCCCCCAACACCCUCAAAACACGCGCCGUCCUCAACAUAAAAGGCAUCCCCUAUACUCAAUCAUGGAUCUCGUACCCCGACAUCGCGCCUUUGAGUGAAGGCCUAGGAAUCCCCGCCGAACCCGAUGACUCAAGCUCCACAGCAAUCCUCUACACUCUCCCCGCAAUCAUCCACAAACCAUCCAUCACAUCAAACCCAAACGGCGCUCUGCAUGACUCCCUUCCCAUUGCUCUUCAUCUCGACAAGGCAUUUCCCUCCCCGCAAUAUCCAUCAGUCUUUCCCCAUGGCCAAACCAGCAUUGCGCUCGCACUCGCCACAGAGAACUUAUUCUACAACGUGGUCAGCAAAUGCUCAACCCUCCUCUUCCCCGGUGUGGUAGAUAUUCUCGACGAUCGCGGCGCAUCGUACUUUGAGCGAACCCGCGUCCCACGCUUCCAACGCCGCUAUCCAGCCCUCAAUCUCACAAAAAUGGCUGACCUCAAACCCAAAACCCAAACCGAAAUCGACAAGAUAGUCGAAGACACGAAGAAGGCGCUCUUGGUCUUUGAUGAAUUGCUAGCUGGUGGUGGGGAGAAUAAGGGCCCCUUUCUGGAAGGUGAAAAGCCUGGUUAUGCGGAUGUGAUGCUCGCGGCGCAUAUGGCUUGGAUUGAGAGACCGUUGCCUGAGUUUUUUGCGAGGAUCUUGGAGGCUGGGAAUGGGUCAAUUAAGAGGCAUUGGGAGGCCUCGCAGGGGUUUGUGAAUGGGCAGGGCGAGACUAAGGAGUGGGCCGUUGCAAAGAUAUAA